CCUCCGCCUCCUCCCUUCCAGUCCUGCGGCGCCACCCUCCCAACCAGCGUGGACGGGGCCCUGCUGUCUGAGGCUCACGGGUUGGUGGCGGACAUGCUUCAGGACCCGCACCUCCCCCCCGCCGUGGUGUCGGGGCUGCAGGCGCUCUACCUCCUCCUCACGCCCACCUCGCACCAUGCCACGCCCUCGCCCCGCGGCCCACGCCCCACGCCCUACUUCCACCUCUCCCAGGACGCCUACCAUUCCGGCUCCGACACCGAGGAGAACCCUUACACGGGGGAGCGGCCCUCUGUGCACCGGCGGAGUGGUCGACGCAGCGUAGCCCCAAGUCUCCUCCGUCGUAUGAGCACUUCCACCUGGACCACCACCACCACCGCCACGGGGAUGCCCACUCUGGAGCCCACGCCGUGCAGGAAGCGAGCGUCCUCCUUCAGAGUGGUGUUGGACUCCACGCCCUGCGGGUCGCCCACGCACGCCUGCUGCCUGGCCCUGCCUCGGGAGGGCGGCAAGAGCCGCUCGUUCUCCACCACGGCGCUGUACCCCGAGGGCGGGCGGCGCGGCGCGGCGCGGGAGCGGCAGACGGUGUGCUCCCUGCACCCGCUCGGCGACCUGGACGUGACCCACCUCGACCGCGUGGCGCGCGGCCUGCACGACUCCCGCCACGGCCCCGGCGGCCACGGCGGCGCCUACUCCGACCGGCUGACGCGGCUGACCAAGCUGCCGAGCCAGCACCUGUGCGAGGGCCUGUGCGAGGAGUGCUCCCGCAGCGAGGCGCCGGCCGGCCCUCGUCCAGGCCCCCCGACCCCCCACGACGCCGCCCCCGACAACAACCACGACCUCUGCGACUGUCUGUGUUCCGACCCCGCCCCCCAGGCCCCCCCCGCGCCCCCCGCUGCUGCCCCCGCACCCCAGGCUGGACCCGGGGCUGGCGGCGGCGGCGGCGGGACGGCGCCGCAGCCCCGGCCCGCCCACCGGGUGCCCACCUCAGACUACGAGAGCAGCGACUCCCCCAGCUCCGUGGACACCAGCGAGGAGGCCCUGGGGGCGCGGGCGGGACGGCUGGCCGAGGUGGCGGCGCCGGCGGCGGUGGUGGAGGAGCGCGAGGAGGAGGCCGAGGCCCCCGACCCCCCGGGGACCACACAGCCUCCCGCGGCACGCAGCCCCCCCCGGGAGGACAGCUCGGAGGUGGUGGUGGUGGCGGACGGGACGGUGUACGAGCUGGCAGUCCUGCAGGAUGACCCGCUCCUCAAUAGGAUCUCCGAGUGGGACUACCCCGUGUUCUCCCUCCUGGCCAGCGCCGGGAAACGUAUUCUGAGCGAGCUAAGUUACCGCGUGUUCUUCGAGGUGGGCCUUUUCGAAACCUUCAAGAUCUCGCAGCGGGAAUUUCUCAACUAUUUCCACGCGCUCGAGCUGGGCUACCGCGAUAUUCCGUACCACAACGCCACCCACGCCUCGGAUGUGCUGCACGCCGUCUAUUACCUCACCUCGCAGCCCAUCCCCGGCUUCAUCAUGCUGCCCCCAGAGCCAGACUCCCCCGCCAUGCUGCACAACGGCGAGGCGUGCAGCUCCCCAAGACUCGUUCACCGCCAAAGCUUCACAGCGGAGGACACGUACGGCAUCCUGGGCGCUAACUUCCCCGCCCUGGAGCUGAUGGCCUUGUACACGGCGGCCGCUAUGCACGACUACGACCACCCCGGCAGGACCAACGCCUUCCUGGUGACGACACACGCGCCCCAGGCCGUUCUCUACAAUGACCGAAGUGUGCUCGAAAACCACCACGCCGCCGCCGCCUGGUCUCUGUUCCUCUCCAAGCCCGAAUACAACUUCCUCUCCCAUCUGGACCGCGCCGAGUUCAAGCGGUUUCGGUUUCUGGUCAUUGAGGCGAUUCUGGCGACGGACCUCAAGCGGCACUUUGAGAUCCUAGCGGAGUUCAAUGCGAAGUCCAACGAGCCCGACGCCCCCGGACUGGACUGGGCCACGGAGACGGACCGGCUGCUGGCGCUUCAGAUGUGCAUUAAACUCGCGGACAUCAACGGGCCGUGCAAGGCGCUGGACAUUCACACGCAAUGGACCAAGAGGAUAGCAGAGGAGUUUUACGAGCAAGGUGACGAGGAGUCCUCCCUGGGGCUGCCGGUGUCUCCGUACAUGGACCGCAAGUGCCCGCAGCUGUCCAAGUUGCAGGAGUCGUUCAUCAACCACCUGGUGGCGCCGCUGUGCAACGCGUACGGCGAGGCGGGGCUCAUGCCGGGCGUGUGGCUGGACGAGGACGAGGAAGAGGACCACGAGGACGAGGACGAGGACGAGGAGGCGGACGCGCGCAGCGGCUCCUCGGACACCGGCACGCAGCACAGCGGCCGCACCAGGAAGAUCUUCUGCCUGCAGACCCAGCACUUGCAGGAGAACCACCAGUUCUGGGUGGCCAAGAUCAAGGAGGAGCAAAGGCUGGCGGAGGAGGAGGAGGAGAGGUCGCCGGGCGGAGGCGAGGAGGACAGGCGGCACAGCGUGGAGGUCAAGCUGAGCCCCAAGGAGGAGUGCGUGGGCGGGGGGGCGGAGGGGGGCAGGGAGGAGGUGCCGGCCUACGCCCCCCCGCCCCCCAUGGUGCUGCCCCUCAACGGCGACGAGCAGAUGGAGCCAAUCGAGGAGGAGAGGACGCCCGCCUCCGUGUCCUCGUCCCGGAGCUUCAGUUUCGAAAAGGAGGACUCAAAACUAUGAUGCCCGGCCUGUGCCAUCUUGUAACUCGUUGUACGGUGACUCGGACGCCGCCAGGACACAGGAGGAAGAAGAAGAAGAGGAGGAGGAAGAGGAGGAGAGGGAAGAAGUUAGAGUCCUGCGCGGAAUCGUCCGAGGAUGGGCAUUUAGCAGGCCGGGCUGAGGAUUAAGCCCUUACCGCUGUGAAGGAGGAGGAGGAGGAGGAGGAGGAGGAGGAGGAGGAGGAGGUGGAGAAGGAGGAGGAAGACAAGGAGGAGGAGGUUGGUCGGUGGUGCUACAAGUCCAACGUCUGUGCGUGUGUGUGUGUGUGUGUGUGUGUGUGUGUGUGUGUUACUGAAACCCUGCUGUAGGAAUGGUCUAAAAGUGGUCUAGGAAUGGUCUGUAUGUCUAGAAACCCUUGUAGAAUCGGUGUCUAGUGAGGAGAACGGUCUCUUUCUGGUCUGGGUGAAGUACAUGUCAAGCAACUGGUCUCAAGUGCGUGGUCUCUAGUCAAAACCUGUCUGUGUGGUUUAUCAAGUGCCCUGGAAGCUGUUUCCGUGUGGUCUAGAUACCCUUAGUGGUCUCAAGUGGCCGGUUUCUAGGUCUGAGUGGUCUGAGUGGGCUGUGUGUGUGUGUGGUAACGUUCAUGGUCUCAAUCUGGGAUAUAGUCCAUGCGGGUUGGUCACUCACGGCUCCCCUGACUCCAAAGUGGUCUGUGGUCCUUGGUCUGGUUACACAGGGACCAAGAACAGACCAGAGAAGGACCAGUAGACCAUUAAGACCAUCAUUAGAACCUGAAGCGGACCACGACGACCUCAACAGACCCACAACCAAGACCCUUCCCAACUCAGCUUCCACACGCUUAUCGCCGACCUGACCUGACCUGACCUCUCCUAUAUGCCCUGCUCUCCAUCCAGUGUGACCCGUGUGGAGUGGGCACGGAGUGGAGAGGACAGGGGAAGGUGUGGAGUGAGUGGGCAAGGGAAGGGAUGUGGAGUGAGGGCCAAGACAAGCCAGGAAGAGAGGGAGACAGGAGUGGGUGACAGGAUAUUGCAGAAGUGAGGGAGGGUUACCGCGAAGAACGAGAGCCUAGUGAAGGUUUACCGAGGAGUGCGAGAGUUUAGUGAGUAUGUGUGGUUAUGUGUGUGUGUGAGAUCUGAGUGAAUGUAGGAGUGCGGUGAAUGUUUACCGCCAGAUGCGGGGUUAAGAGAGAAAAUGUACCGCGCAAUGCAAGAGAAGAGUCAAAUUGGACCGCGAAGUGCGAAAGGAGGGUGAAAAUGUACCGUGAAAUUUGAAUCUAGUGAGAAAAUGUACCGCGAUCUCUGAGUUAAGUGAGAAAAUGAACCACGAAAGUUGAAUUCAGUGAGAAAAAGUACCGCGAAAUCUGAAUUAAGUGAGAAAAUAUACUGCAAAAUUUGAAUAUGGUGAGAAUAUGUACCACGAAAUUUGAGUCUAGUGAGAAAGAGUACCGCGAUAUCUGAAUUAAGUGAGAAAAUGUACCGCAAAAUCUGAAUUAAGUGAUAAAAUGUUCCGCGAAAUCUGAGUUAAGAGAGAAAAUAUACCGCGAAAUCUGAGUUAAGUGAGAAAAUGUACCGCGAAAUGCGAAAGUUCGGUGAAUGUCUCAUGUUUCGCGAGAGCUACGUGAACAUUGCAUUACAUACGAGUGAAAGUGAGCGCGCGUGCAGUGACCCCCCCCCCCCCCCUAACAACUUAAUGACUACCAGACGUUGUGAUAAUGACGAUGAAGAUGAUGAUGAUGAUGACUCUGGCGCCACCGAAGAUGACUUUUGAACAAUUGAAAGUGACAAUUAUAUAUAUUUUUCUCGGCCCCCGCGAGGCGAAGGUGAUAGAUAGCUUAUACGCCUACACACAGACUCACCUUAUGAAACAAACAAAAAGGAAAACAUGCGAGUGGGGGAAAAAUAAGUGAGAUUUUUUGUAGUCAAUGUUUAGUUAGAGUGAGAGAUAGAGAGAGAGAGGUAGAGAGAGAGAGAGGGAGGAAGAGAGAGAUACAUAACUAUAUAUAUAAAUGUAUGUGUGUACGUGUGUGUGUGUAAACAAUAUAUAGAAAACUUAUUUAGUCCACAAAGAAAACAAAGCCGAGUGUAAACAAGGCGGUGACUCAGUGCUAUGCGUAAACAAACACCCAAAAAGAGGUAUACAAUAACAUAAACAAAGGCCGUGGGAGCAAACAGUGACAUAGACACUCGGUAAACAAAUACUCGGGCAGCCAAAACUGUUCCCAAGAUUGAUGUCAACAGUCCACGUUUGUUUGUUCGUUUGUUUGUUUGUCACCACCAUCCCAAAGUGUGUGUGUGUGUGUGUGUGUGUGUGUGUGUGUGUGUGUGUGUGUGUGUGUGUGU
This is a messenger RNA of Eriocheir sinensis (Chinese mitten crab), 5051 nucleotides long. RefSeq names its product cGMP-inhibited 3',5'-cyclic phosphodiesterase 3A-like. The record is from RefSeq and is a predicted model, not a curated record. Gene Ontology annotation, biological process: signal transduction. The annotation marks the transcript as partial. NCBI's taxonomy places the organism in Eukaryota, Metazoa, Arthropoda, Malacostraca, Decapoda, Varunidae. Gene Ontology annotation, molecular function: 3',5'-cyclic-AMP phosphodiesterase activity. The transcript is spliced from 12 exons.